Anoplopoma fimbria (sablefish) is the source of this 5000-nucleotide messenger RNA. It is a transcript of the gene rnf24, whose product is annotated as ring finger protein 24. The record is from RefSeq and is a predicted model, not a curated record. The coding region runs from base 261 to 710 and encodes 149 amino acids. The transcript is spliced from 6 exons. NCBI's taxonomy places the organism in Eukaryota, Metazoa, Chordata, Actinopteri, Perciformes, Anoplopomatidae. Gene Ontology annotation, molecular function: ubiquitin protein ligase activity; zinc ion binding. Gene Ontology annotation, cellular component: endomembrane system.
UUCCCGUUGACCACAGUCACCAUCGUCACCAUCCCGGGCAGCGGGGGCGGGGGAGGCUGUGUGAUGAGGUCGCCCUGCAGCUGGGCUUUGGUUACGCUACGAUAAGGCGGUUUUUGGGGUUGCUAGGACACUCUCUUCGCUUUUCAGUUUUGGGGUCAACUUGUCGCUCAUCAGAGCCUUCUAGCACCCUGGGUGUGUGAAGACAAAACCCCGCAGAGGAACACAGCUCCUACUGGGACCGAGGGGACUGCCGAAUAUCCAUGAGCUCCGAUUUCCCUCACUACAAUUUCAGGAUGCCAAAUAUAGGGUUCCAGAAUCUUCCCCUCAAUAUCUACAUUGUGGUGUUUGGGACAGCCAUCUUUGUCUUCAUCCUCAGCCUCCUCUUCUGCUGCUACUUAAUAAGGUUACGGCACCAGGCGCACAAAGAGCUAUAUGCAUACAAACAAGUCAUUCAGAAGGAAAAAGUCAAAGAACUAAACUUGCAUGAGAUUUGUGCAGUUUGCUUGGAGGAGUUCAAACAGAAAGACGAGCUGGGGAUUUGUCCGUGCAAACAUGCCUUUCAUAGGAAGUGCCUCAUUAAGUGGUUGGAGGUGAGGAAAGUGUGCCCGCUGUGCAACAUGCCCGUCUUGCAGCUCGCCCAGCAGGCCGGCAGCACGGAUGCUCCUGUGCCAACAGAGCGGCCUCUACCCGGCAUCGAGAACCUGGUGUAGCAGACUGGAAGCCUCUCUUCUAGUACCCUACAGACACACACAAAUACACAUCCCAUCACUCAUACUCUCACCUGUACAGUUACACCUUUCGUAUGAGUCUGUGGACAGAGAUCGGAGAAACUGGGGUUCAUGCGCAGAAACUCACAGCAAAAAAUGAGAAAAAAAAAGAGAGAAGUGACUCUUCAGCCAUCGUCACUUCUCUUAUUGUUGCAUUGGUUCACAAAAGGAUUUCCUUAUAUCAGUUCUGACUGAUAAUCAACUUAUUUUUUCUUUUCGCGGACAAUGAAGAAUAGUUGAUCUUGAAGAAGUUUCCUUCUUGGCCAAGACGUGGUCGAUAACUUUUUCUCAACCAAAGCACUUUUCUGGGGACACCAGCUUAAGACCGGGAGGAAAAAAAAACACACAAAAGCCAAGAACUACAGUACACUAAAAUAUAAAUUGUUUAACUUUUUUUUAACAAGCACUUUACGAAAAGGCAAACCUUAAUUGCUUGUGAUCCUAGUAGCAAGGUUAUGUUGUAUAUUGUAUCAUUAACUAUUAUUCUAUGUACAGUACAAAGCCACAUGGGCUUUGAUUUUUACUAAGUAAACUUUGAUUUGUAAAAAGAAAAAAUAUCUGAAAGGGACAACAGUAGAUAAAUGUCAGGAAUUUCGGACAAUGCUUUUAUUUUAAUUGAGCACACACAUAAGAAAUUAAGGUCAAAGCAGCCUUGAGACUUUGUCUGACUAAAUGUGAAAGGUUUGAAUGUGUUGAAACACAGAAUUCUUCAAACUAAGCCUACAGAAUGUUUUGCCUCACUGGUGGCCUGUUUGUCAUUCAUGUGACUGUUGUCGUUAUACUUUGUUAUUACUCUGUCAAAACGGGAAGGAACACAUUUUUUUUUUUCAUGAAAUAUACAGAGUAACAUCCACCAUAUACGAGUGCAGGCUUUAUCUUGUUAACCCAAUACUCAGAAAAAACAAUUCAGGAUCUCUCCAAAAGGAAAUCACAGUUUCAAAGUGACUGCUUCAACUACUGUGAUCAUUUAAACCAGUAUUAGUGUGUUGAUCCUGGUGCUUUAUCUAAAAACUGUUUUACAGAACAAACACCAAUAAUAAGGCAAUAUUUAACAAAGAUCUAAAACAGGUAACAUAAAUGUUCCAGUUUUAUUUUAUUAUGCUGCAUCACUUUAUUUUAUUAACGCUGCUCUGUGUGAAUGUAACAGUGGCUUGCUUCAGAUUAAGGCUGAGACACUUCAGAAAACAAAACAACAGAUUUCCUUAAACUAGCAUCACAAAUCCUGCUAGAAAAUGGUAGAUAGCUCAAUUUAGGAAGAGAGCAGGAUGAAGCAGGCUUUUGCCUUCUUUACUGUUCAGCUCCUACUUAAAAUGUUCUGCAUACACAGUUGCAGUUACUUUUGCUUCCAUCCAAGUACAGUAUUGGUAUAUAUUUUUUUUAUUAUUAUAAUUUCUGGGUACAGCUGCAUAGAGUGAAUGAGAAGUGUAUUGACACCUGCAUCAGAAUUAUGCCCUCAGCAGAAAAUCAGCAUAUGUUUUGGUCAAGAAAUACUCACUACUCUGUAAAAUACCCACUACAUGCACAAAGGGAGGGGCUUGAGCUGCCCCCAGCCAGAGAGUCAGUGGUCAGCAGAUUGUAAUGAAGCAGCAUUUUCAUUCAUGCACACAAACACGCAUACAUAAAGGGUAGUUUUGCUUUUUGGCUGCAGUGUUCUGGUGCUUUCGCCUCUCUCCUUUUUUCUGUACGGUACAGGAUGCUUUUUGUUUUGUGCUGCACAUACACUAACUCUAAGCCCCGCCAGCUUUUGUGGUUAUGUUUUUUGUCCUCAUCCCUUUUUAGCUGCAUUUGGUAAAUGUGAUUUGCUGAUCUGAAAAGGGUAGCUAAAGAAAAAGAUCUGCCUCAAGAGUGAUGGACUAAAGAUAAGUUGGAGAUUUCCUUUAACCUGUGAUAUGUAUUUUUAAAUGACAGUACAUUCUCACUGUAGCCACAGUACCUGAUCCAAAUGUAAACAUAAGAACAGUCCCACCAUAACAAAAUGUAAACUAACGCAACAAAAUACAUUAGACAUCAAUUAGAUCACAUUUUUCAAUGUGUUUGGCGCUAUAAAAAGGUUUGUUUCCAUGAGUUUUAUGUUUACGAACAUUACUGAUGGAAAAUAACCAACCAUAAACAGGCUUAUAUUCUAGUUGGUUUAGAAACACAACAAAACGCAAUUUCUAUCCAACUCAAAUCUCUUUUGGAAUAUACUUAUAAUAAAGCUUUAAAAAACAUUGAUUUUGCUUUCAAGAACACAAAAUCGCUAUUAGACUUUAUUCUCCAACACCAAAUUGAGUUUCACAGGUUCACAUGGACGGUUUGCAAAGAGACAAUGUGUUUCACCUUCUAUGGCAGGAAAGCUUUGUUACCCUCCCUCUGUGGUUUGAAUGUUUCAUCUCUGCUGAAUGUCUGCCCUCACCUCACAUGGAUGACCUUUGUGGUUGGGUCAGAGCAUUCAGCAGGGUGAACAUGACAACUGUUAGACGAGAGCAAAAGCAGGAUUUCAUUAUCCUGUAUGUAGCGUAUUAGUCGGUGGUCCCAUGCUCUUAUCGAGGUCCAACCCUCCUACAUUAAUGCAGCGCACUGCCACAACUGAUGAGAAAGUAUUAAGCAACUCAGAUUUAAAGAAACAUAAUGUCACAUUAGCCUUAUUUGAACAAAAACUGACACAAUUACUAAAGCAAUACAAGGGCUGUGUUAAUUGGCAUUUUCAAACCUACAGUUAAUUAAUGAUUAACUUUGUGAUCAGAGAAUCAUUUAUAUUGCCUGUUAGUGAAGAGGGAGCGACUUUAUGUUGAAGAAAAUAAGCUACAUAAGCUUCAGUAUGGUGUGUGUGAUAUACAGUAUUUGGUACCUUUUUGCUUCUCAGUCUUUGGGUAUGAAGACACUGUAACUGUUUAAUUGCACUUGUAUGUUACUGCAAAUUUUAAAGUAUGAUAACCAACAUUUUCCUUUAAGCCACUGUCCACCAAACCUUUCUAUACAAACUAUACAUCAGUGAGUAUUUCUGCCACCGUCCCUGAAAGACAACAUAUCUUGAUGCUCAGUUAUUCAAGUCUUAAAGUUUUGUUUUUUCCUUGAGUGUAAGAUUCAAGACAGAAACACAAGAGGAGGAGAUUAAAUGUGAAACCAGGCUAUUUUGCAAAGUCAAGUUGCCACUGAUAUCACCAUUGUUAAAUGUUUGUAGACAGUAGUAGGGUAUUUAUACAUAAGGUGCACAAAAAAAUGCUCCUUCAUAUAAACCAAAUGGCAGCUGAACACUUCCUGCCAUUUGGCCAUCUUAAGUGUUGUGAUUGUAAACACUUUUAGCCUUUCCACCAGAACUUCCCCGUUUUCUUCCUGUGUGCCGUCCUAAUCCCACUGAAAACAAAGUGCCAACCAAACAAAAUGAACUGUUAUGAGUCAAAGCCCCAGCCAGUAAGAAAGAAUGUUCUGAUUUUUUAAAUAUAAAGAGGGAAGUCUUUUAUGACAUAAUUGCCAAAAAGAAUGGAAACUGAGCCAGCCAUGAAUAUAAUAAUAAAUGGCUUCCCGCCACUGAAAUCAUUGACGUCAGUGCUGCUUCUGAGUUAUCUCCAUUAAAAAUAGACAAGACACAAUCUGAUGAAAUACACAGUCGGGGACACCACUUCACAUCAAAUAUUUACUGAUACUCACAAGGCCAUUUAUAUCAUUAUGCCUUCAGGGGACAAUGUUUGAUGGCAGACAAUGCUGUGGAAGAAUACGAAAAAACUCUACUGUUUUAUUAAAAGAAAUGUGGUACCAACAUCCUGUAUAGAUGAAGGGUUUCGUUACAUUUCCAUGGUUGGUUUUAGCAGCCAGACUAUUAGGGAUUUUUAAACUCUAUCACUGCCUCCCUAAAGUGAACUUUCCUCUUGUUCUUAUGGUGUUAUUUAUUCCUCCGAGGCUCCUAUAGCGCCCUUGUAACUUCCUCGCUCUUUGUCCAAACAAACCAUGCUACCUUCACCAGUGUCCCCAGGCGACCCUCUCCUACCCACAAACCCCUUUUUUGUUAACACUGAUUACGUUUGUGGACUCUCACAGACAUUGUUUGUAAAACUAAGAAUUCUGCAGCAGAAUAUUUUUGGAGACAAUUUGCUGUACAGUAUUUGUAAGCUCUAUUUUUGUAUAUUGCUAUUUUGGAGAAAAUAAUAUGCAUUUUUUUUUUUCUUUUAUUGUUUUUGCUAAUUUCAUGUUUAUUCAAUUAAAGAAAAUGUUGCAUGUGACUGACUUGAAAUGUAAAUAAAAUUCCAAGUUUUG